Phyllostomus hastatus (greater spear-nosed bat) is the source of this 6802-nucleotide messenger RNA. It is a transcript of the gene TAPT1, whose product is annotated as transmembrane anterior posterior transformation 1. The record is from RefSeq and is a predicted model, not a curated record. Bases 2492 to 4801 code for a protein of 769 amino acids. Gene Ontology annotation, cellular component: ciliary basal body; endoplasmic reticulum membrane. The transcript has 14 exons. Gene Ontology annotation, biological process: positive regulation of cilium assembly; maintenance of protein localization in endoplasmic reticulum. NCBI's taxonomy places the organism in Eukaryota, Metazoa, Chordata, Mammalia, Chiroptera, Phyllostomidae.
UGAAAUUUUUUUUUGUUCUCUGUCAUUUACAUAGAAGAUUCUUGGUUCAUCGCUGUCCCCUGUUGAAACUACUUCCCACUAGUGGAGUACGCCUUUCACUAGAAGCUACUGCAGGGACGACGUGCCGACAGCACGUGACUCACUGUUUGCUGAAUUAAGGUCUAAGUUGAAUUACUGCUCCUCAUUGUCAUCCAAAUCCUGUUCUUAUAAUUUAACUCGGAAUGUUAUUUGAUGUCUCUUUAAUGGUGAAGAUUAUAUGUUUGUGAAAUAUUUCUACUGUUUUCUAAUGGCCGUAUUAUAAAUCUAGGCCUCUUUCUUUUUUAUGAUGGAUAUAAAGAACGCUGUAUUUUAACUGCCAUUUACUUUCUUCAGAGAACAGCUGGUUGUUCUGGGCUGUGUCACUAUUUCUUAAGAUUAUUUGUAACUUAAUAGUUUCAAGAUUUAGAAUACAUCCAGAUGGACACAUUCCUUGGUAUCCGUGGGGGAUUGGUUUCAAGACCAUCCCCCCCCCUACAGAUACCAAAAUCUGAGGACGUUCAAGUCCCUUAGACAAAAUGGCAUAGUAGGUGCAUACAACCCAUUUAGUUGUCUGUAGAUUACUUGUAGCACCUAGUACAAUGUAAAUACUAUGUAAAUAGUUGUUACACUGUUUCAUUUAGUGAUCAACUUUCUGGAAUUUUUUUUUUUCAAAUAUGUUCAGUUUCAGGUUGGUUGAAUCUGGGAUUCAGAUUUGCCCAAUACAGAGGGCUGGGAGGGCAGAUUAUAGUUGCAAAUACCCUGGCUGAGAUUGUUCAUCACUUGCAAUAGGGUGAAUUAACUCAAAGAAAACAACGUUUUAUAUCCAAUAAGCUGAUUAUCUAAUUAUCAGUACCUACCCAAAGGAAGAAGAGUGUUUAUUAGAAAGAAUAUUUCUAUUAAUGCUUGUUUUAAAAAAGCUUUUUAGCAUGUUAAUAUCACUGCAGGGUUGUCUGCUGCACUUUCGUGCAGUUUCACAAAGUGUCCUGUAAAGUAGGGCAGCUCCAGUGAAAAGACCCCACUGACAAACUGCAACCCCCUCAGCUCUCCCAUUUUCACGCUGCCCGCUUCACUCUGUCACACCUUCAGUGCCUGGACACCGCUGCUGCUUUUCUCUCUUUGCUGUCUGAAAGGAUAGGCACAGCCUUUGGUACACAAUGUCUUUCCUCAGGUUUGACAGAGAAAAGGAGAGACAUCCAUCCCUACAAUAUAACUGGCUGCCAAAUAUAACAAAAUAUUCAGAUCUCUUUCCUUAGCUCCUGCUGAGUUGAAGGCAGGGGUGAUAAGCCAAUAAACGUGGUGAGACAAUAAACGGGAACUUACAUACACAAGCAGUAAAACCCUACUUCCUUCUUGGCAAUCAAUACACUGGGAUGGGAUGGGUCUUAAGACUAUAAAAGAUCAAAGAAUAAUAGAGUUUGGGCUGUAAGCAAACUGAGGCCAUAAAAUUUUCGGUAGCUUUUUGAUUUCAAAAUGACUCUGGUGAUGUGAUUAGAGCCUUUGUUUUUGAUGGAUUGAGGAUCCGUUUUGAUCAAGUUCAGCCCAAACAGAGGAUUUCACGGAGGUCGAUCACAGGAAUGUUUGGAAAUGUAGUCUUGUGAACUGUUCCCUUUUACGAGGAGGGUGAGGAAUUUCCAAAGGCACCAGUUCCUCCUUUCACGCGAAGACUGACGGUCAGUUUCCAGCUGCGGGGCUCAGUCCGUCUGGGUCCCCCAGCGCCGCCUCCUGCGCGGCGCUCCGACUGCUAGGGGGCUGCCCCAGCCACGCAGCCCCGAGAAAACAGCCACUCUGAUCUAACCCUGCCGCGAUUCUGCAACCAGGUGUUCACUAGUGUCAACCAACCCUUAGGGUGUUUUGAUGAAUCAGCACAAACUCGAUUUUUUCACAGCGCAGGCCCUUUACAUGUGGUUCUCAAGUUUAGGUCUAGGGGAGUUGGCAGACAGCUUCACGUUCAGGGAGGAAUUAGUUUUCCUUUUCCUAAUGAAAAGGGUAACAGUGGCACAGGUGAGUUGUGAAGUUGUUACACGGGAAGUUGACCCGCCACCGCCCCCCUCUCUGGAGGGGGCAGCAACCCUGUGGGAAGAGGGCGUCAAAGGUGCCUGGGACCCUUCCCGUGUCACCUUCACUUCCUCCACACCUGUGGCAGGUGGUCUGACACCGCGCUCGGGGCCAAGUGACAGGCCGUCGCUGCAAAGGACGGUCCGCCCUAAGCAGAGCAGAUGCCCCGGGUGACGGAGCCCCGGUACGCCGCGGCCAAGAGCCGUCGCCUAACCCUAACCCGAAGGGCGGUCUAGGGCGUCCUGGGCGCGUUAAAAGCACAAAGCACCCCGCUUCUUGGUUUGAGUCCCUGAGGCCCGACGCGUGCCUCCGCGCCCCCACCUGUUGGACAGCAUCCCCGAGCUCCUUCUAGCCCAAGUGCUUUGCAAACUGCCAGCGGACACCCAGAGGCCUCGGAAUGUGACGGGCGACCAUAAACAUGCAGCAGGGAUGGAGCCCCAGUAGCGGACACACGGGGCCGGGCCCCGCGGGGGUCGGCGAUCUGGAGCCCGGCCCCCGCCGCCGUGGUCGCGCGGCCAGUGCCAAGACCGGGCCGGCGGCGCCAACUCACUCCGGGCACCGAGCCUGCAAAAGGGGCCCCGGGCCGGCGGCCGGACACCUCGCAGACGGCGGGCAGCGAGCACAGCGGCCGGCGCCCCGGGGCUCCUCGGCGGAUCCUCCGCCCGCCGCCGCCGCCGGCCCGGAGCCCCGGAGGCGCCCGCUCUCCCCGGCCGCACGACCGAGCAGCAUGGAGCCCGGCGCGGGGCCCCGGACCACGGAGCCCGCGGCGGCGCGGGAAGCCCCAGCGCGCCACGGCGAGGUCCGGAAAAAGAUGGCGGCCGCCGUGGCUGCGGCGGCGGCGGCCGCAGCUUCGUACGCGCCGCUGACGCCAAUGGCGCGCGCCGGCAGACGGGCCGCGGAUGGCGGCGGCGGCGGCGGCGGCGGCGCCAGCGGCCCGGGCUCCGGAGAGGGGCGGGGCGAGGCGGGAAGGGGGCUGGCCGGAGGCGGAGGCCGGCUGGCUGGCUGGAGGGAGGCGGCGGGGUUAGUUUGCUCUCGGAACAUGGCGGGCGUCGGCGACGCGGCCGCCCCGGGAGAAGGCAGCCGCGGAGGCGCGGACGGCCCGGAGCGCGACGGUCGCGGCCAGGCGGAGCAGCCGGGCGGCGGCGGUCACGGGCCCCCGCUGGCGCCUCAGCACACGGAGACGCUGGGCUUCUACGAGAGCGACCGGCGGCGGGAGCGGCGUCGCGGCCGCGCAGAGCUUUCAUUGUUGAGGUUCCUCAGUGCCGAACUUACAAGAGGGUACUUCCUCGAACAUAACGAGGCCAAGUAUACAGAAAGAAGAGAAAGAGUGUACACUUGUAUGCGAAUACCAAGAGAAUUGGAAAAGCUCAUGGUUUUCGGCAUCUUUCUGUGCCUGGAUGCGUUUCUGUACGUGUUCACCCUGCUUCCCUUGAGAGUGUUCCUGGCCCUCUUUAGGCUCUUCACGCUGCCUUGCUACGGCUUAAGGGACAGGCGCUUGCUGCAGCCGGCCCAGGUGUGUGACAUUUUGAAGGGCGUCAUUUUGAUCAUUUGCUAUUUCAUGAUGCACUAUGUCGACUACUCCAUGAUGUACCACCUGAUCAGGGGGCAGUCGGUCAUCAAGCUCUACAUCAUCUACAACAUGCUCGAGGUAGCAGAUCGUCUGUUUUCAUCAUUUGGCCAAGAUAUAUUAGACGCUCUGUACUGGACAGCAACAGAGCCGAAGGAGAGGAAGAGAGCCCACAUCGGGGUGAUCCCUCACUUCUUCAUGGCUGUUCUCUACGUCUUUCUGCAUGCAAUCCUUAUAAUGGUGCAAGCGACGACUCUCAACGUGGCGUUCAACUCGCACAACAAGUCGCUGCUCACCAUCAUGAUGUCGAAUAACUUUGUUGAAAUUAAAGGAAGUGUUUUCAAGAAGUUUGAAAAGAACAAUCUUUUUCAGAUGUCAAAUAGCGAUAUUAAGGAGCGAUUUACAAAUUAUGUGCUUUUGCUAAUAGUCUGUCUAAGAAACAUGGAACAGUUUUCUUGGAAUCCAGAUCAUCUCUGGGUGUUAUUUCCAGAUGUCUGUAUGGUGAUUGCAUCAGAAAUCGCUGUGGAUAUUGUAAAGCAUGCUUUCAUCACCAAGUUCAAUGACAUUACUGCAGAUGUCUACAGUGAAUAUAGAGCCAGCCUUGCUUUUGACCUUGUUAGCAGUCGACAGAAAAACGCGUACACCGACUACAGCGACUCCGUGGCGCGGAGGAUGGGCUUCAUCCCUCUUCCCCUGGCUGUCUUGCUCAUCAGAGUUGUAACAAGCUCAAUUAAAGUGCAAGGAAUCCUGUCUUAUGCCUGUGUCAUACUCUUCUAUUUUGGGUUGAUAUCCCUGAAAGUGCUGAAUAGCAUUGUGCUAUUGGGGAAAUCCUGCCAAUAUGUGAAGGGGGCCAAAAUGGAAGAGAAGUUGUUUAACCCUCCCCCCACCGGCACUCCCAGCAAACCGCCCGGCAAACCGCAGAGCAAGUGUAAACCCUCUCCAGAAGAAAACCUGUCUGCCUCCGUCACCAGCCAGCCCAGCCAUCAGAAGGACAGCGUCGUGCCGCUGCUCGUGACGAGCAGUUCUGACCAGUUCCUGACGACCCCCGACGGCGACGAGAAGGACAUAGCGCAGGACAACUCGGAACUGAAGCACAGGUCCUCCAAGAAAGACCUCCUGGACAUAGACAGGUUCACGAUCUGCGGGAACCGGAUUGACUGAGCUCCGCGGCGCCGCGUGCCGAGCGCCGGGCCCUGGGGCGGCCGGGCUGCGCUGCCGGGCGGACAGAUGCGGAAAGUGGCACUUAAAUAUUUAUUUAAAAACUUAAAUUAUUAAUGGAAAGCAAAUCUUAGUACCUUCCUUCCAGUGAUGUGGUCUGGUCGAAGGUGAGGUCAUGGACCAGCAGCCACCUCCAGCCUGGACCUUUGAGGGUCCCCCCUGCUUGGAGAAGCAGCAGGGUCACUUCCGGCCCACGGGAACCACCUCAGAACCACUCUGCUCUGUCAGUCCGUGCUUCCAGAACACCGAACUCGGCCCCGGGGUCCCUCCGGUAGGAGGGCACGCGCCUGGGAAACUGUGACGCUUUCUCCGAGACGUGGCCUGUCCCGGCUCAUGCAAUUUCCACGAACCGUUUUCAAGCUACUUGCUCUGCCAAAGCAUUUAAAAAAAGUAAUUGAACUCAAGUCAAGAUAAAUGUCCUCACCACAGAAUUAUCCUUGAAGAUGUAUCUGAAUUAUUCAGAAUAAAAGGCUACCUUAAGUAAGACACGAUGAAUAGUAGCGUUUUAUAGGGGGAAAAAAGCCCUAAGCCAGUUUGUCUGAUUUAAAAAAUGUUAAUCAAUGAAGGUUAUGCAUCACCGAGAAAAUGUUUCAUAAUUUUUCAGUGUACUCUAAAGCAAAAUGUGACCUGUGUGUCGUUUAAUCACAGUGGAUGAAAUAGAAAUUACCUUACCAAAAGGUAGUUUUUAUACUGAAAAAGCAGAGCAGCGUCAAUGUCAACGGACAGCCAACUGGUCUCGCUCUAAAACUAAUUGCUUCGGCAGUUGUUGCAGUUCAGAGGAUUUGGUGUUGGACAGGCUGCAGAGCUGUCCGUGUUCAAAAUGCAAAGAUGCUGACUGUGACGUGAGCUUUCUGAGUGACAGGUUUAAAGUAAACAGUGAAGUGGGCUGAGCGGCACCGUCUGGCGUGGGCUCACCCCGCGCAUCAGUCCUUCCGUGUGGAGUGGCCGGGGUGGGGGGGUGCCGUGCCUGCCCCCGGGGCCCGUCUGUGCUCUGUGGGGCCGGGUCUGCGUGGGGACGUGUGACCGUCCCGUGUGCCUGUGCGGGGUCAGGGCAGGCGUGUGUUGGGAGAGAGGAGAUGGGGUGUCCGGGGUGCGUGGGUGGCUGUCUGAGGCUCUUGUGUAUGGAUGUCAGGAACAGCAACCAAAAGGUGCUUUUUGGUUCGAGGUCAGGAUUCCAUGUCUGCUUACUUACUAGUUUGUGGCCUAUAUCAUAAGCAGGUUAUUUUCCACCACGUUUUAUCUUGAGAAGCCUUUCUGCAUCUUUCUGAACAUUUCACGGCAUCUAGUGCCAGAGUGUCCGGGGGUCACUGUUAACUGUUGUUCCCUUCAAUGUUUUCAUCGUGAAGCUCAGCUCCUCUGCCGAUGUUGCAGGCGUAGGGUACGCAGAGGUCCGUGUUCGGUGGUUGUCUGUUUCCUGGGUGAAACGCAAACAGGCUUGAGUAAAGCUUUGUCUUGUUUAUUCGACACACGAAAGUGAUUUCCUAAUGUUUUGCAUUAACUAAAGAAAUCUAAAGAUUAGUGUUCGCAUCGGGUAAAAGGAAAUAGUACAGAAAUACUCUUGUUGGCCGUGACGUAUUUCAAGUGAAAAAUGAAAAGACUAUUAAUUGCUUUGUCUAUGUUUUAAUGACGCCCCAGUUUAGGAUUUUUUUUUUUUCAUGUUCUCCACUAAAAGUGUCCAUGGCGAAUAGGAAUAGUUUGGGGGAAAACUUUGCCAAACCUAGCCCUAACCAGAGCAAAAGUAUGAUGGUGGCAUAUCUUUCAGUUCAGCCCGAAUUACUCUGUUACUGUGCUGUCAAUUUCACAAGAGUUUCAUUUCCUUCACAGAAAAUAUUGGGAGUUUGGAAUGAUGUUCAUUUCUGCUGUCAAAAUGGCAUUCAGUACUAAUUUUAUAAGUGCAUCUUGUGUGAAACUCAAUAAAUUCAAUUUUGUAAUCUUUUUUAAAAA